AUGUAUAGAUUACAAGCGAUUAGCUGUGUUUCCGAGAAAGGAGGAGCAAAACUAAGGACACGCAAUAAAUUGGGUCGUUUGAAAUACAAGAGAAGCCAGCUAUCGCAAAAAUGUCAAGUGUUUGCGGGGAUGUCGGAAGAUCAACGAGAAACGACUCCCACAACAGCUCUUAUCAUUUCCGAAUGUGACCCUGAUGCGGAGAAAGAACAAAAGGAUCCAUUUCCGGAGAUUUUUCAAAAAGAUAUUGACAAAUAUGAACGAUUAAUGGAGGCGCUUGCACACAUACGAAAGGAAGCUCUCCUCGCAUAUCACGCAAAUAAAGGCCAAAAGAGAAGACUCAGACAACAUCUAAGUCAAGCCAAGCUUUUUAUUAGCGAAUAUCGAAAAGAGCUUCAACCAUCAUCUAUGCCCAUAAAAGAGAAACGUGUAAGAAAAGAAGAAACGAAGGAUUCCAUGCUUCCCAAGGAUGUUUUG
Mesorhabditis belari is the source of this 474-nucleotide messenger RNA. Lineage: Eukaryota; Metazoa; Nematoda; Chromadorea; Rhabditida; Rhabditidae. The record is from the annotation of a GenBank genome assembly.